Molecule: messenger RNA, 297 nt
Organism: Acanthamoeba castellanii str. Neff
Lineage: Eukaryota; Discosea; Longamoebia; Acanthamoebidae
Exons: 2
Coding region: 1-297 (98 amino acids)
Source: RefSeq, a predicted model, not a curated record
AUGCUCAUCGGGUGGCCAGACGAUGUCUACGUCGACUACGAUCCUACCACGUGGGGAGCCAAGUUUUUCGCUUUCGUAGCUGCCAUAUCGGGCCUCUUUUUCUUCGCGCUGCUGAUCGACUAUGUGCACACGCGCAUGCAUCCCUCGCACGCGGAUUCUCUGGUCGUGGACUGGAUCACGAGGCUGCGCCUUGAGAAUAAAGAAAAGUACGUACUCCAGCUGAAGAAGAGCCCCCCUCUCUCAGCUGCUCACGUGCAUUUUGGCGGGAUCUUCCUAGGGAGGAAGCGGCACGGCUGA